AUGGUAGUAAGUAAGAAUAGCAGUUCAAGGGAUCCCCUUCUUUUUGAUAUAAGGUUACAAAGCACAGAGGAUGGUAUCAUUUUACUGAAGGGAUCACCAGAGGAGGCCUCAUCCAUAUUUCUUUCUGGGACAAUAGUGGUUUCUGUUCAGCAGCCUAUAUAUAUCAAAAACUUGACGUUAAGACUUAAUGGGAGAAUAUUGAUGCAUGUUCCAAUAACUACCAAUACUCCAAAGGGAUCAUACACUAGAUAUACCAAAUUUCAAAAACGAUUUUACCACCAUCAAUGGGAUGAUUUUAACAUUAAAAACUAUUUUGCUAAUCUGUAUGACAAUUACGGCAAGGCUGCCAUUGAAAGUGAAAGUAAUGUAUCUAAGGAGGAACGGAAAGCUACAGAGAAUUUGCUGAAAAGAAAGAGAGCCAAAUCAACAAACUCCAUUCUUUCAUUCACAGGGACUUCCUCGAACGCAAGUUCAAAUUAUCAUACACUUGUAAGGGGAAACUACGAGUUUCCAUUCACAGCAAUUUUACCAGGCUCCCUAACAGAAAGUGUUGAAGGUCAUCCGAAUGCUACAGUCAUGUACUAUCUAGAAGCAGUUAUAGAAAGGCCAAAACAAUCGGACCUGAUUUCUAAGAAGCAUUUAAGAGUGAUAAGAACACUAAGGCCUGAUGCAUUAGAAUUGACUGAAACCAUUUCAGUAGAUAAUACAUGGCCGGAGAAGGUGGAAUAUUCAAUUAGUAUACCAUCAAAAGCUGUUCCGAUUGGCUCAAGUAGCCCCAUUGAUAUUUCAAUUACACCAUUGAUGAAAGGGUUAAAGUUGGGUCCUGUGAAAGUUCAGCUAGUAGAGGUUGGUCAAUUGUGCAGUGCCACUGGUGUCUCUUCAUUAGAUGAUAGACUGGUGAGUAAAACCAAGAUAAAAGAUCCUUUUGGGCACUUAGCAAAAUUACGUAAGAAGAAGUAUACUGCAAAGAGUUUAACUGAUCCUAAUUUUAACACCGGUUCUGAUGAUGAUUCCGAUAUGGAUUUCCAAGAUAAAUGGGAUAUUAAUACAACAAUUGAAAUACCUCCAAAUUUGCUGGCUUGUGUUCAAGAUUGUACGGUCCUGAAUAAUGUAAAAAUUCGUCAUAAAUUAAAGUUUGUCAUCUGUUUAAUUAAUCCAGAUGGGCAUAUGUCUGAAUUAAGAGCAUCCUUGCCUAUUCAAUUGUUUAUAUCCCCUUUUGUUCCAAUCAAGACCAAGUCUCCCGAAGCGAUAGAGAGAGACAUUAAACUAUAUGGUACUAAUUAUGCAAAUGGUUCUUGUAGACCCACAAUAACGAUCGGUAGGUCUUCUGGAAAUAAUAGUCCUAUAAUACAACAGGAAAGCACUUUUUCAAAUAAUGACAAUUCUGGUGCCUCAGAGAAUGAAGAUCUAAUAUUUUCGAAAUCACUUUCCGCAGUUGAGUUAUCCAGUAUGAAUGUCAAUACCAGUGAGUCAGUUUCAUCUCUAAAUGGUCUCAUGGUUCCUCCAAAUUAUGCAAAUCAUGUGUACGACCGAUUAUGGAAUGGUAGAAUGUCGCCUGUUGAUGUGGUUCAAAAGGACACUGAACCCAGUUUUUCACCAGAUAAUCGAUCAGGGUAUUCUACCCCUGUUGCCAAUAGAAACAAUUUUAAUGUAGAACAACUUCAGGGAAGCUUGCAAAAUCUAGUUAUAGAAAAUGAACAAGAGGGAACCAAUGAAAAUGAAACCCAACAAUUGACUGCUAUUCAACAAGAUAUGUUGUUGGCAAGUCCUUCGUUGGAACCGGACUAUGUACAUAUUUCUAGAAGUGCUUCUUUUAGUAGAUUAGCAUCAUCUGCAUCUUUGAAAAGCGACUGGCAAGUAAAGGAUUUAACUAGUGUACCAUCGUAUGAUAGAGCUAUGAAAUCGGAUUUGGUGGGUGAUGAUCUGCCACCAGCUUACCCAGAUGAGGACAAUCAAGACUCGAAGGAUGCUAUUGUCCUUGAGAGACCACAAUUUAUACAUCAAAAAUCGAACUCUUCUCUUAACGUUCCUGGAAGAAGAUAUUCGCAUAAUUUUAGCAGGAGUAAUAAUAGUUCUAGCACUUCCUUAAAUAAUCUCUCAAUGGCAACAUCCGGGUAUGGUCAAAACUUAGGAGUCAAUAAUUACAAUAAGGGGAGCACAGCAAGUAAAAAAUUUGCCUUCGAAAUGACACCAGUUGAUAGUAACCACAACUUUGAAGAAAGCCAUUCCUCCAUACCUAUGGAGCGGGCAUCAUCGAGGGCAAGCCUGAACUCUAAUCAUAGAUCUGGUUCUUUUGCAAGUUUGGUUGAACUAUUUACCAAGAAGAGGUAA
Molecule: messenger RNA, 2331 nt
Organism: Nakaseomyces glabratus
Lineage: Eukaryota; Fungi; Ascomycota; Saccharomycetes; Saccharomycetales; Saccharomycetaceae
Gene: ROD1
Product: Rod1p
Biological process (GO): ubiquitin-dependent endocytosis
Cellular component (GO): cytosol; plasma membrane; cytoplasm
Molecular function (GO): protein-macromolecule adaptor activity; ubiquitin protein ligase binding
Source: RefSeq, a predicted model, not a curated record